Messenger RNA from Apodemus sylvaticus (European woodmouse), 9472 nucleotides. It is a transcript of the gene Tet1, whose product is annotated as tet methylcytosine dioxygenase 1. The record is from RefSeq and is a predicted model, not a curated record. Gene Ontology annotation, biological process: oxidative demethylation; positive regulation of transcription by RNA polymerase II. Gene Ontology annotation, molecular function: DNA binding; zinc ion binding; DNA 5-methylcytosine dioxygenase activity. The transcript has 12 exons. Bases 1 to 6105 code for a protein of 2034 amino acids. Gene Ontology annotation, cellular component: nucleus. Lineage: Eukaryota; Metazoa; Chordata; Mammalia; Rodentia; Muridae.
AUGUCUCGGUCACGCCCUGCAAAGCCUUCCAAAGCAGCCAAAACAAAGCUACAGAAAAAGAAAAGCAGCCAGGUGAAGAAGACGACAUCAAAGCAGGCUGUCAAACACGAGUCAGCAGGGAAGGCGGAGAACCCCGGAAAACUGAAGCAAUUAAGUAAAAGAAGAGAUGGUAAGAAGGAAUCGGAAGACAAAACCCCCACACCGACGCCGAGUCUUCUGACAAGAGCCGGGGCCGCCCGAAUGAAUCAGGAUCGAAACCAAGUUCUUUUUCAGAACCCAGAGUCCUUAACUUGCAACGGGUUUACAAUGGCUCUCCGAAGAACCUCUCUUAGCUGGCGACUGUCCCAGCGCCCGGUAGUCACACCCAAACCUAAGAAAGUGCUACCUUCAAAGAAGCAGUGUAUACAUCAUAUCCAGGACGACCUGGCGGUAAAGCACUCUGAAAAUGAUUCGGUCCCCAGCCGAGACGCCGCCACGUCCCCAGAUACAGAGGACAUAACUGGUGAACGGAACACGUGUUUAGGUGAAGGCGAGAGCCAAGCGAUAACCCAGUCUUGCCCUCAAAGAAUAGAAGAUUCCCAAAGCUGUACUUCCGCAUAUGAGAACCUCGAUGCGGCAAUUUCUUGGUCACUGGAAGGGACACACUGUGAAGAACUACUCUCUCAUCAGGCGUUUGAUACUGUGAGCCCUUCCCCCCAGGAGUGUGCUCCAUUGCCCCAAAGAUCAACUUCCGAAGUUACCUCUCAGAAAGACGCUAGCCAUCAGUUGGUAGACUUGAGCUCACCAGUCGACUCUCCCAAGCUCUCCGAUCCUUCUCCGAACCCUCCAGGAAGUGACCAUAGCGGCUUUCCCGACUCCACUUUUAGGAUCGUUCCUGAAUUGGACCUUAAGACCUGCAUGUCUCUUGAUGAGUCUGUCUAUCCCACAGCUCUAAUAAGAUUCAUCUUGGCAGGCACACAGCCGGAGGUCCUUGAUACUAAGCCCCAAGAAGAAACCCUUAAAACUACCCCAGAACAAGGGGCAAGCCACCCCAAUCAAGUUCAGGAUGCCUCCUCUGUCCUAGGACAGGCCUUUAGUACUCUCCCUCCUCAGUGGGGAUUUCCUGGUGCUAACUUACUCCAUGGUGAGGCCCUGGACAAGGGCUCAGACUCACCAGAGGAUCUUGGUGCUAUUUCUAUGCUAAACCAACAAGAAACUGUGGGCAUGGAUACCGCUCCUUCCCCGGACCUGUCUAUAUUCCUUCCUAAGCUUCCAAACACAGUUGCUACCUACCCUAGUCCUCCUUCAGGGCCUGAGCCCCACAGCUCAGCCUCCUGUGGGCUUGAAGUCCAAGGUGCUACCCCGAUUUUAACUUUGGACUCAGGAUACAUUCCCCAAGCCCCACCAAGCUCUGAGUCAAGCUCAGUACCUCUGGUCAUAGCUGCCAGCGAUAUACAAGCUGAGAAGCCGUUUGGUGCCAAUCUUUUCCCAGUACUCCCUCAAGGGUUUACAAUCGCCCCGGAGGACGAACUCCAGCAUGCUCCAUUAGAUCUUACUCAAUGCUCUCAGGGUGCUCCCGGCAAGUUGGAAGGAGGGAUUUCUCCGGUCAGCAUAACCAGCUCAGCCGAUGUCAAAGUCACAACGAUGUCCAAGCCGGUUACACCCGGUACCUCUUCUCCGCUCCCGUGUAAAUCUACGCCGCCAACAGUGGAGAAGAAGAAGCGCAAGGCCUGUGGGGUCUGUGAGCCUUGCCAGCAGAAGUCCAACUGCGGGGAAUGCACCUACUGCAAGAACAGAAAGAACAGCCACCAGAUCUGUAAGAAGAGGAAAUGUGAGGUGCUCAAAAAGAAGCCAGAGGCCGCCUCCCAGGUACAGGUUACAAAAGAAAACAAGAGGCCCCAGAGGGAAAAGAAGUCCAAAGUUUUAAAGACAGACUUUAACAACAAACCAGUCAAUGGCCCCAAAUCAGAGUCAAUGGACUACAGUAGACGUGGUCAUGGGGAAGAAGAGCAAGGGCUGGAUUCGAUCACACGUCCCCUUGAAGAUGUGAGGGAGAAUGCAGGAGGCAUGACUGGACUCGAAGUGGAGGCAUGGACGCCAAACAAGAAAUCACACUUAGCAGAGGGUCAAGUCAAGGGAAGCCACGAUGCAAAUUUAACCGGGGUUGAAAACUCCCAACCCUCUGGGGAUGACAAGCAACAAGCCAACCCUUCCCUGACAUUUGCACAGGCCGUAAGAAACGGCAUGAAAAAUGUCCAUCGUUUGCCCACUGACACAGACCUCCCGCUCAACCAGUGGAACCAGGAGGAAUUCAGCAAGGCAUUGGGAAAUGAUAAUUCCUCUGAGUUGCUGACUGAGCCCUCAAACUGCAAGGAUGCCAUGAGUGUCACCACCCCCGGGGGAGAGUGUGAUCAUCUCCAGGGGCCGAGGAAUGCCGUGCUCUUCCAGAAGCCUGGCUGGAGCUGCAGAUCUGGUGCAGAACCCACCAUCUUUAACACACACGGUGCUGGGGGCCAACCCCGACCCCCUAGGACGGCACCCAACAAAGAACCCAAAGACGACUCUCCAGUUCAGCCAAGCCUUCUGUCCCUGAUGAAAGACAGGAGGUUAACGCUGGAGCAAGUGGUGGCCAUAGAAGCCCUGACUCAGCUCUCAGAAGCGCCCUCAGAAAACUCCUCCCCGUCCAAGCCCAAGAAGGGUGAAGAAACACAUCAGAGAACCGCUAGUCUACUUGACAGUUGCAAGGCUAUCCUUCAUUCGGUGAGAAAAGACCUCCAAGACCCGAAUAUUCAAGGAAAGAGUCUUCACCAUGACCCUGUUGUCUUUAAUGGCCAGAACAGAACAUUCAAGUCUCCUGAUAGUUUCGCUGCUAACCAAGCACUUAUAAAGUCACGAGGCUAUUCGAGCUCACCUGCAGCUGACAAGAAAAGCAUUGCUGGUGGUAAAGCUCCCUCUGAUGGUUUUAAGAAUUCAAAUCCAUUGCCAGUAGAAAGUCAAAAUCUCGAAAACUGCAGUCAGGUACUAAGCUGCGAUCAGAAAUUGAAUUCCCACGAUCCGUCGUUCCAGGAUGCACCCUAUAGUCAGAUUGAAGAAGAUGUCGCAGCACAAUUAACCCAACUGGCAUCCACAAUUAACCACAUCAACCCAGAGGUCAGGAAUGCUCAAAGUACACCAGGAGGCCUUGUCGUAGCAAAGAACACGCAGCAAAAACAUAGUCUGGAGAAACGCGUGGUACAACAGAAACCGCCGUCAGGUGUACAAAAUAAACCUAGCGUACCAUCCAAAAAGCCAAAGAAGACCCAGAAGAAGGCAAGACCGACCCCACACACAAGCAAGCGGAAAAAGAAGGCUCCAGCCCACAGCUCUCAAGAAAAUGAUCAGAAGAAGCAAGAGCAGCUAGCUCUAGAGUAUAGGAAGAUGCAUGACAUUUGGAUGUCAUCUAAGUUUCAAAGGUUUGGCCAGUCUGGUCCGCGUAAUUUUACUGCUCUGUUGAGAAAUAUUCCUAUCUUUAACCAAAUAGUAAAGCCCAUGACUCAGAGUAAGACACUCUCACAAGACAAUAAGUUAUUUCCUCCUAUCAGUCAGAUAAAAUUCACAAGGAGCCCCGAAUUGGCAAAGGAAAAAGUGAAGGUUGAACCAUCAGAUUCUCUGCCAAUAUGCCAAUUCAAGACGGAAUCCAGUGGGCAGGCAUUUGCAGAGCUGGCAGAUAAUUCUCAGGGACAGCCCUCGGUGAGUGUCAAUCAGAAAGGUCAGCCUCUGCCCGAGCCCCCUCCGUCUACCCAGGGUGCUAAUGUAAUGGCUGGUGCUGCCCAAACACAGUUUCAUCUAGGCGCUCAAGAGAACCUGGUGCAUCAAAACCCACCACCGCCGUUGCCUGGUACCUCUCCUGACACACACCUGCCAGACCCAACAUCAAUCCUCAGGAAGGGGGAAGUGUUAAGCUCCAAUGGAAUUACAGUUGUUACUGCAAAGCAAGAAGCUCAGACAUCGAACAAUGGGCCAUUGGGUCCCACCACGGACGGUGCCCAGGCAGAAUUUAACGGGAGUGUCAUGGACUUCCUUAGCAAGCCUGCAAAAGACCUGAUAGCUGGGUUGAAGGAGCAGGAAGUUGCAACCUGCGGGUGUGAUGGAGGUACACAAAAAGAGAAAGGCCCAUAUUAUACACACCUUGGGGCAGGACCAAGUGUGGCCGCUGUCAGGGAGCUCAUGGAGACUAGGUAUGGCCAGAAGGGAAAGGCAAUCCGGAUCGAGAAGGUAGUGUUCACGGGGAAGGAGGGGAAGAGCUCUCAAGGCUGCCCGGUCGCCAAGUGGGUGAUUAGAAGAAGUUGUCCCAAGGAGAAGGUUAUCUGUUUGGUUCGUGAGCGCGAAGGCCAUCACUGUCCAACCGCUGUGAUAGUUAUCCUUAUCCUCCUGUGGGAAGGUGUCUCUCGCCCGAUGGCUGACCGCCUGUACAAGGAUCUCACUGAUAACCUGAGUUCCUACAGUGGACAUCCCACCGACCGAAGAUGUACCCUCAACAAGAAACGUACCUGCACCUGUCAGGGCAUCAACCCAAAAACAUGCGGAGCGUCCUUCUCCUUUGGCUGUUCCUGGAGCAUGUAUUUCAACGGCUGUAAAUUUGGGAGAAGCGAAAACCCCAGAAAAUUCAAACUUGCUCCAACCUAUCCCAUACCUAACUACUAUAAGAGAAUUACUGGAAUGAGUUCUGAAGGAAGUGACGUGAAACCCGGCUGGGUCAUUCCAGAUCGCAAGACCCUCAUAAGCAAAGAGGAAAGACAGCUUGAGGUGAAUUUACAAGAACUGGCUACAGUGUUAGCUCCGCUUUAUAAGCAGAUGGCUCCAGUUGCUUAUCAAAAUCAGGUGGAAUAUGAAGACAUUGCUGGAGACUGUCGACUUGGUAAUGAAGAGGGGCGUCCUUUCUCCGGCGUCACCUGUUGCAUGGACUUCUGUGCCCAUUCUCACAAGGACAUUCACAACAUGAACAACGGAAGCACUGUGGUUUGUACAUUGAUUCGAGAAGAUGGCCGUGACACAAAUGUCCCCCAGGAUGAGCAGCUCCAUGUCCUGCCACUCUACCGGCUUGCAGACACUGAUGAAUUUGGCUCCGUGGAAGGGAUGGAAGCCAAAAUCCAAUCUGGGGCCAUCCAAGUCAAUGGGCCAACCAGGAAGAGGCGACUGCGUUUCACCGAGCCCGUUCCUCGAUGCGGGAAGAGGGCCAAACUGAAAGAGAAGACCAACAAAUCAGGUUCACACAACACUAAGAGCUAUUCAUCAGCCUCAUCUACUCCUCACCUAGUGAAAGAUGAAUCUCCAGACUUCUGUCCCCUGCAGACUUCCUCCACAGAAACAUCUACCUGUAUGUACAAUAAAACCGCCUCAGGUGGGUUUCCAGAAACAAGUGGCAUUCUCCACUGCACAAUGCCUUCUGGAGCACACAGCGGUGCUAACACGGCGGCUGGGGAAUGUACUGGAACGGCGCAGCCUGCAGAGGGGGCUGCUCUUCCUCACCAAUCUCUUCCCACAGCAGAUUCUCCCGCUCAUGCUGAGCCUCUCACUGGUCUAUCUGAGCAGCUAACUUCUAACCAGUCAAACCAGCAGCUCCCUUUCCUCAGCAAUCCUCAGAAACUGGCUUCCUGUCAGGUGGAAGAUGAGCGGCACUCGGAAGCCGAUGAGCCUCGGUGCCCGGAGGACGCUACCUUCCCCCAGCUCGAUGAGUUCUGGUCGGACAGUGAGGAGAUCUACGCCGAUCCCACCUUUGGUGGGGUGGCGAUAGCACCCAUUCACGGCUCGGUGCUCAUCGAGUGUGCCCGCAGGGAGCUCCACGCCACCACCUCGUUAAGAUCCCCCUCGCGCGAGCGCCCCUUUCGUUUGUCCCUUGUAUUCUACCAGCACAAAAACCUGAACAAGCCUAACCACGGUUUUGAUUUCAACAGAAUUAAGUGUAAAUGUAAAAAAGUAACAAAGAAAAAGCCCGCAGACCGGGAGGGUCCUGAUUUAUCCCCCGAAGCCAAUUUAUCAUACCAAAUUCCUUCUCGAGUUGCAUCAACCUUAACCCACGACAACAUUGUCACCGUGUCGCCGUACUCUCUCACUCGCGUCGCGGGACCCUACAACCGUUGGGUCUAAAGGCUUCUCUCCUGUAAUGCCUUUGUUAAUGUGGUGUCCUUUUUUUGGUGCUGUUCAAAAGAAAGUCAUUCUGUUGUUUACUGUAGGUUCAUUUCGCCCAUUUCAACUCCGAGGUAAGAAUUUUUUAAAAAAGGAUGGGUACUUAACUGUGAUUAUACUUUGAGAAUUGGAAGAAGGCGAACAUUUCAGCAAAAAUAAAAUUUUUGUAGUUUUAAAUACUUAAAAGAAACAUCUUGGUUAGGCGUUGGGCGUGCUAGAACCACAGAGUCUGGUGCUUUUACAUUAAGUUCGUUUACUAUUAAGAGGGUUUAUAACAGGUUCCUGCAAUAAGAUGUAAAAACCAAGAUGUAUUAACUCUACACAGUUCCUGGUGCUUUAACCACAUCAACACAUGUUGUCACGGGCUGACGGAUCGUUUUUUUUGGCGCCAUUGUUCACGCAUCUUCCAAUCAUCGCCAUCAUUUCUUUGAAGUAAACUAAUGAAAUGCUUUUUCUCUUAAAACAUUUCUCCUAUACAAAGUAAUCCUUUGUUCUAGUGAUGGUUGGAGGCUGUUUGCUAACUGUAAAUGUAUAUAUUUUAAAAAGCACUUUCUACUUUUAAGAGUAACUUGAAAUAGUAUAGUAGCAGAAACCUCUUGUGUAUUUCGUGUGCAUAUUUGAAUACCAGAGAAGUCAUUUGUUCUUGCUGUAUAGAGUCCUAUCCCGUGAACUUCAGCCUGUGCUCAAAUAACACAUGACUUCUGGUUCUUUACUUAGAGAAUAGAGGAUCUCUAAAAAUUGAAAAUACAAAAUGCCACCAAUAUCAAUUUCUCCUUUUUAACUAGAAAAAAAUAUUGUUUCUGAAGUCGCCUCGUGACUUAAGUAUACGGCCCAUGACAGGUGUCUUCAAAAGGUGAGGGUGCAGAUUGGGAUCCGUCAGAGGUUCCCAGUGUUCCAAGAUGAGAAAAUAUAUAAUUAAGUGACAUGUCCUUCCCAAAUGAGAAAGAAAUAUUCUGUAGAGAUAAUUGAGGGGACAUGCUUGGGUUCGCAUUGUCACCUUUACCCUGGAGUCCCAUGGUAAUAUUGAGAGCCAAACGUUAAUCUUAUCCUAUCUAUCGGGUUUAGGAAAAUGGGAAUCCAAACUUGCUUUGUUAUCCUGUUUUCAAGGUCACAAGUAAAAUCAACAUCCUGGUUAUUUCAGUGUUCCAGUGUUCUGCCCUUUGUUUAAUUGACUUAUUUAUAUACCGAGAAUGAUUUCCCCAAACACAGAGCCUACAGCCAGGAGCUCUUUCAGUGAGACCCAGCUGCACAGGUGCUAUUACCAUUCCUGGGGUUGGAUUCUUUGGGUCUGGAGUAGGAUUCCUUCGCUUCAGGAACCCUAACGGUGCUCCUCAGAGAUGCCCUAAGACCCCCAAAGCUACCGCAGUCUUGGUGCAGAAGGAAACCAUUGCGGUAAGCUCUCUAGGGAAUAACUUAUUAAAAAUGAGGCAUGGUGCAAAGUCCCAGUUUCUGACUGAGGCAAGUCCAGGAAGGGGAGGGGAUUGUAAAUAAGGACAUGUCCACUGACACUCCGCCGUGUGCAAGGCGACGGAUGCUCCUGGGAUAUAUACAACUGUUGGCCUGAUUUGAUGUUUUGUGUGCCUUAGGUUUCCAUUCAUAAACAUUUUUAAGUCUAGGGUUUCUUAUGUAGGUAUGUAAAUGUGAUCAUUUAUUGCUUUAACUGUUUCAGUUAGGUAUUUGUUAGUGUAGACCACCAGAAAUACUCCUUCGUGAAUUAACCUUUGAGGUUUCAGACCUUAGCUAGAUAGAAAUCAUUUUCUCUCCAUUGUGGGAUAGAAUCUUCUCCUCCUUCCUUCAUUUGUCCAUUCAUCUGUCCAUCCCUCCGAGGUCAUUUAAUUGAGUGCUUCUUGAUUCAAUUUGGUUUGGUUUUUUGUUUUGUUUUAAUUACCCCUUAUAAGACAAACUUAUAAAGAACGCUUGGAAUUACUUUCUAAGGACAUAACAAAUUAUCUAUAAAUGAACAGCUGCAGUAAUAUAUAUUCAAGCCGACGUGUUUUUAAUGAUAAGGCCACAUUCUUGGUGCUUAAUCAGUUAUAUUCGCCAGUGUUGAUUAAUGAGACUGUUGGGGUUUAUGAAUCUAGAUGCAGUUUAACGAAAUAAGUACAAAAAAACUAAUCAGUUUUGACUGAAGUGCUGUCAUUCCAUUGCUGAAGUGACAUUUGAGAUGGAGUGCCCCAGUCAGCAGCCUCUGUGGGGACUUGGUCCGAUGACUUUCCUGGUCUCUGGCAUGCUUGGUCGGUGUUCUGCGUCACUGUCCGCUGGCUAGACACUGCUUUAAAUAUGGAUACACUGGGCAGUGGUGGCGCACGCCUGUAAUCCCAGUACUCUGGGAGGCAGAGGUAGGCGGGUUUCUGAGUUCGAGGCCAGCCUGGUCUACAGAGUGAGUUCCAGGACAACCAGGGCUACACAGAGAAACCCUGUCUCGAAAAAAACAAAUCCAAAAAAACAAAAAGAAAAAAGAAAAAGAAAAAAAGGAAGAAAAAGAAAGAAAGAAACAAUACAUUGACUUGAGAUGAGAGUCGCUCACCCACCUCCCCCAUCUGGCAGUUUUUCUACACCUCUACUGUUUCAUUUUAAUCCAUUCCGUUCCUUUGACCUUAUUUGUGGAGCUCUUUAAGACUGUUUAUGGUGUGAGCAUUGGAUACAUUGUUAUAUGACUCCCAUGGUAGCCCUGAUGAUGCUAUGUAUGAUUUAUUCCUGCUUAUUAUAGAAUUACACAUCACCUGCCCUCUCAAAAAUCCAUUUUUUAGUGGGUUUUGUUUUAUGAGACUGGAUCUCUAUGUAGUCCUGGCUAUCCAGGAGCUCAACGUGGCAGACCAGGGUAGCCUAGAAUUCCUGCUCCUGCGUCUGUGCUGGGAUUAGAGUUGUGCUCCUUCACUCUCCUGGCUGUUUCGUCCUUGUGCUCGUCGGCCUCAUGUAUGUCCUGUUUCCAGUUCUCUGCAAAUACCAGCUAAGACCGGGUACCGAAAAGACCAUGUUAGAAAUGUCAUUGAAAUUUAUUGUUGGCACUUGAGGCUAGUAGAGGCAAAUUUUCAGCACAAGUCCACAUCUUAAGUGAUUUCUCAAACAUGAUCAUUGGAUUUGUGAGACCCAGGACUUCAUGAGGUGAGAGAGAGCUAAGCCUUUCUCUUGCUCUCACCCCUUUAACCACUGGCUGGUUCCUCUUUUGUAAAUGGUGUACUGGCUUGAUUGACACGAGGUAACCUACUUCUUCUGAUUGUCAUUUCACAAUAGCACGUACAAAACCAACCCCAAAUUAGUCAUAUUAUAUGACUCAUAUACACAAGGCUCAUUUUAUAUAUAUAUAUAUAUAUAUAUAUAUAUAUAU